AUUGAAUUGCCUGAAAUUGACACGGACACUGACGACAGCGAUUACGAAGAUGUUAAAAGGGUCGAAACUGCCUCAUGGGCCGAUGCAUCGCCUCUCAGGAAGGCACUCAUCAACCAGGAGAAUGUGAACCCAUUCCUCGUGUUCGGAAAGCCCGCCCCUCUCAAUAUGGAGGAAUUAUUCCCGGAGAGUAAGGAUCGCUUCCACAUGUUUCGACGAAGAAAAUCGAGUGGCGACUGGAGCGGCGCAGACAGACUGACCGAGGAGGAA
Messenger RNA from Microdochium trichocladiopsis, 267 nucleotides. RefSeq lists its product as uncharacterized. The transcript has a single exon. The record is from RefSeq and is a predicted model, not a curated record. Lineage: Eukaryota; Fungi; Ascomycota; Sordariomycetes; Xylariales; Microdochiaceae. The annotation marks the transcript as partial.